UUACUGUCGGUCGGGUUGGCCGGUGGGACAGACCAGCUUGCUUAAUCAGCCAGUGGCUGACUGAACACAGCUAACCUCUGGACCCUUCCAUUGAGCAACAAGGUUGGAGACUGACACAGAGAGAUCAACAGUUUGGUAAACAAAAGAGAGGGAGCCAGGAGAGAAGGACUGGAACAAAGUCAAAGAAAGACAUAGCGGACAGAGCAGAGCAGGAGCAAGAGAGUUGAAUUUGAAAUAGAGGAGAGAAAACUGCAACAGCAAAAAUUUAAGAUUAAAAGUUAAAGAUUGAUAGAAUUAGUGUCAUGGGUGUGGCCACUUAAAGCAGUGAGGCACAAGAGCAGAGACAAAAGCAACUUUUGUCUGGUGGUUAGAGGGGGAGGGUGACAGACUUAGGAAGACAGGGUGGGUCAGAGGUAAAGGGGUCAAUAGAAAGACUGAGAAAGACACAGUGGGAGCCGUUCAAGAAGAGAAGGCCAGAGAACUUACUCACGAGGCAGAGGCAACGGUAUGGAUAGAUAGAAGCUGGCAGACAUAGUAGCUUAUCAAGGGGGAGAGGGGACAGAGGACUAGGCUGAGUCACAUACAGGCAGUCGGCAUGGGGAUAAAGGGCAAGGCGGCUUUGGCCAUCGUGGUUCUACUGUUCUUCCUCGGCUCCAUGUGGCUCCAAGGAAGUUUGGAUUACCAGUGGGACUCUUGUCUUAAAGGUUACAUUCAGAUAAACAGUCCUCGCCAUCUGUCCAAUGGCAGUGAGGCUGAUAGUGAUGAGGACGGGGCCAUACUGGAGGUGUGUCCCGGUCAGAAGUUCCAGGUGUCGGAGCUGUUGUCUCACCUGCUGGCUGCACCCGCACCCACCAACGACGUGCUGCUGCAGCCUUAUCUGGCUAGUUGGGACGAGCUUAUCAAGUUCAUGGAGGCUCUUGGACCGAUGGUUGGACUCAUAUCUCAGGAGAUUGAAGCCAAAACUUCCAUAAUCCGUGACCUGACCCUGCGGGAGGCAGGUAGCAGUGAUGAGGGAGAAGUGGGCCUAGCCUUGGGUUUGGUGUCUGGUACCAGAGCGCAUGGUGGAGGACAGGAGGAGACAGAGGGCUCAGUGGCAGCACCAAGCAGUACCUACCUGUCUUUGCGCUCUAUGAUCCACACUGAGUUGAGCCGGGGCCUGGUAGACUUCCAGCAGAUGACAGAAUCUGGGUGUCGUACUCUGCUCCGGCUGCACCGGGCCCUGUUGUGGCUGCAGGUCUUCCUGGAAAAGCUGGGGGAGGGGCCUGUGGGCGGCCGGCUGCGGAGCCCCUCAGAGCUCUGCCGUGAGGCCUAUCAGCACACCCUGGCCCACCACCACUCCUGGUUUGUACGCAGGGCAGCGGAGAUAGCCUUCAUCGCCAUGCCUGAGCGGAGUUUCUUCUACAGGCUGGUGUGUGUGACGAACCAGGAAGAGGCCAGCGUGGUGCUGAACAGGGUGGUCCGGGCCAUCGGAGAGGUGUAUGACAGAACUCAGGGGGUCCUGGAGGAGCAUGGCAUGCUGGACCUGCCGUAGGAGAAGAGCGGGGGGGGGGUUCUGUUUCUGAGGGACCAGCCACAUCUGGACAUUACAGUAACACUCUUUUCACACUACUGAGCCGAACCAGGCUGAGCUGAGCUGUACUGCGCUGGCCAGGUUACACAUCCGUCAUGGUUGGAAUUAUACUGGUAAGGACAAUGUGAAAAUAGAAUAGCAAAACCAGCACAUUACUGUUCGGGUUUGCAUAAUAGCAUGAAUUAGGUCUUACAGUCUAUCCCCUGGUGUCUUGUUCCAUAUGCUGUAUUAUCUUUUAUCAGGUUAAAGUUCACAUGUGUGCAAGACCAAUGAGCUGCUCAAAUAAUCAUGAGUGAGUGCUCUCAACAGAGUUUACCAAAAGGGCCAAUUUGUAUUAGGGGCCAUAUGACCAAAGUGCUGGAGAAAACAAUCAACUGAAGCUAAAUGUCUUCAUUGUACAAUUGAUAAGUCAUUGUUAUGUCCCUGUUUGUCUGUGUGAGAUCACGCACUGGACUUGUUAUGGUUUUGGAAGACCAUAGACUGGUUGAAAAACAAGGAAACGUAUCAUGUAUUGUUGUAAAUUCUGAAGAUGUUGCCAAUGUAAUUCCAUAGGUCAGUGAUUGGUGUGUUGUUGUAUGUUGAUGUGUAAUUCAGCAUUGCCAUCAUUGAAUCAAAGGCCAAUCACAAGGCAAAGGACUUUGUCCAUGCCCCACAUCGUGAUUAUGUAAAUCAUUUUAUAUGGGAUCAUUUGUGAAGAUCUUCUAGGGCUGCUGGACACAUCAGAUGGACUUUAUUCAGGGUUCUCAAAACGACAUUUACAAUGCAGUGAUUCACUGAUCUUAGCUACUGUUGUAGUUAUGGUUUAAGUACGUAUGCAUUACUACAAAAUUGACACUGCAGAAGUAAUAUUUUUGAGUCUGGAUCUGAGUACCUCCUGUACAAUUUUGAGAAUGGAAAUACGUUCUAGACCAGGGAUGGGUGACUUUGAUGGGGGUGGGGGCCACAAAACAUCUGAACUCAUCGUGGGGUGCCGCAGUGGCUCCCUGGUCUGCGUGUCGACAUCCAUUCCCAAACAUGCAGUCAGAAACAGCCCUAACCUUUUGGGGGAUCCUAGGUCAAAUCUUCUUAGGGCGUGUGAGCAAAACAGCUAGAGGAGAGAAAGUUUGUUUUAAAGCAAAUUCCCUGCAAUUCUACACAUUUUGCCAUGGGGCAGAGAUAAAAUUAUGUUUUAAAGCAAAUUCCCUGCAAUUCUACACAUUUUGCCAUGGGGCAGAGAUACAUUUCUGUUUUAAAGCAAAUUCCCUGCAAUUCUACACAUUUUGUCAUAGCGUUUUUUAAAUUUUAUAUAUGAUAUCUGACUUAGUGACUAACAAAACCCAGUGGGGCCCCCUAGUUGGUAAUUCGACCAUGAUUACUACAAGUUUAGAUAGCUGGCUAGACUAAUUUACCAACCUGAAAUAUGUUCGUUUACAUGGGCUAAUUGAGUGCAUUGAGAGAAACUGAUGAUUUUAUUUGGUUGGAAAUUGAUCCGUGGGCCCCGUUCUAGACCAUCUGAUUGGUCCCAGAAACCAAUGGUUUGGGCCAGAGCCAGAACACAUGUGCAACGUUUUGAAAAUUCGUCUGGCUUUGAUACUCUGAUUGUUUAGAGAUUAUCCAUUAGCUGAUGACUUUGUUUUUUUUUUGUAACAUGCUCCAUUUUGAAAACAACACAAAUGACUUCAAUGAUUGCAGCAAAGAUGUCAUGGCGACAAUGUCAUCGGGCCUAACGUUCGUCUCACGCCGAACUGCGCAAGUCCAGGCCGUCUAAUCAAAGGCACUCCUUCGACAUACAGUUGUUUUUUACAGAAAUUAAAAUGUCAGUUUGACACUAACACGAGGUUGGAGUAAACACGUGUUCAACUGCUUAACACAUUGGCUCAAAUCUAGGUUGUGCAUUCAGAUUUCGAGAAAAUUAACAACUAAGGAAUCAUGUUUUACUUCUCAAACCCCGGACAUGGUCUGUUUCACAAGCAUUCCCGGAAGUUUCGCAAUGUUGCACCUCUGGGUUUUAGAAACUCUGUGUUUGCAGCAUGACUGAAUUUUGUAGCGAACUAGUGCAGCGGAAGAAUUCUGUUAAGAUUCAUCAGGCAAACGUGUUAUAUCCGGGGCUUUUGAUCUUAUGUUGCAGUACUACAGUAUAUCCACCAGAGGUCAUAGUGUACUACAUAUGCACAUCAGUUUCACUGAACCCUGAAUGCUAAUAACAGUUCGUGGCAAAGUCAUUUAUAUGAACAUUUGUGACGUAAUCACUUCUACACCACAAUCAUUUACCCUCCCUUCGCUUGGACAUACAUGCUGCGAAUGGCAUAAUGCCAUACAUUAAUACAUUAUUUCCUCUUUUCAGCAAAAUAACAAUACAAAUACUUUAUCCCUUUUUGAAAACAAAACCGUUAUGUUUCUAUUGUUCAACCUUGAAGACUCGCAUUAGCAAACAUAAGUAUAUCUAUGUGAACGUAAUAUUUCCAUGUUUUCUGUCUUCUUCCUCAAGCUCUUUAUUAUUUUUGUUACUAUACAUUUGUUGCAGUCUUUCCAAGAAUAAAAACUUACAGCCACACAAGCAAAUACAUAUGUUUGCUUUUUGAAGAAAUUUCCAAAUGAUCACGUAAAAACGGAUAUAUGUUAUUACAUAACAGGUGACACUGGGGAACAACACGAUCUGUCCACCAAGAGGCACUGUUGUCAUUUAGUGAAGCAUGCUCCUUCUUUGUGUAUCAUUAUGUAAUAGGACUGCUCAUGAAAUGACAUUCACACAUCAUUCUGAAACAUGUUUUAAAUUAAAUCCUUUCUCUCAGAAAUA
This is a messenger RNA of Oncorhynchus gorbuscha (pink salmon), 4346 nucleotides long. RefSeq names its product glycolipid transfer protein domain containing 2b (gene gltpd2b). Gene Ontology annotation, molecular function: ceramide 1-phosphate transfer activity; ceramide 1-phosphate binding. Gene Ontology annotation, biological process: ceramide transport; intermembrane lipid transfer. The record is from RefSeq and is a predicted model, not a curated record. NCBI's taxonomy places the organism in Eukaryota, Metazoa, Chordata, Actinopteri, Salmoniformes, Salmonidae. Bases 596 to 1531 code for a protein of 311 amino acids. The transcript has 4 exons. Gene Ontology annotation, cellular component: cytoplasm; cytosol; membrane.